AUGAGACAUGCCGUUUCUCAUCCUACAAGAGCAUUUCCUUCCAGUUUUGUGCAUUACAAUGAAACUGAUAAAUCCUUUCUCGUAUAUACGCCUGGCUGUAAAAUUCCUAAACUUGACCCAUUUGAUUUCACUGUGAGACGAUUUUAUGUGAAAAUGCCCGAAGCUUAUGACUGUGGACCAAAUAAACCUGUAUUUCACGUAGAGGAAAAUGGGAUGGUCUCUCUCGAUGAACAUAUUCUUUAUAAGCAACACAAAGUGUUCAAAAAUCAAACCGAUUGCUUUUUUUAUCCAAUCAUAAGGAAAACUAGUGGUAGAAAGCCGGACGACACAUAUAUUCUAGGUAAAAAGCAUGCAAUGAUAUUUGAUCUUCCAAUAGAAGAUGAUUUUAUUCUUUUAAAGUGUCAAUCGGGAAACAGAACAUUUCUUACAACAGCUCUAGCCCUUACUCCUUUGAAACCUGAAGUUGAAGAAAGAUGUUCCUCUGCAGCUCAACAUUUCAACACUGGAAAAGAUAAUAUCAAUGUUGUAAUUGUUGGUAUUGAUUCGAUAUCAAAAUUAAAUUUCCUCCGAUACUUCCGCAAGACUCUUAAGAUCCUCCGCAGUGAACUUUCAGCAAUCGAGUUGAACGGAUACACAAAAGUAGCUGAUAACACUUAUCCUAAUUUAAUACCCUUUUUAACUGGUCAUCAGAGAAAUUAUUACAAGCCAAAAGAAAAACGUUUUGGUUUCUAUGAUGAUGUUGACUUAGUCUGGAAAAGGUAUUCAGAAGUUGGAUAUCGAACGUUAUUCUCAGAAGACGCCCCCAGCAUGGGGACUUUUGUACUGAAUCGUCGUGGAUUCCAGUAUCCGCCAACAGAUUAUUAUAGUCGCCCAUAUUCAAUUGCUGUUGAGUCUUUAAAUUUGCGACAUAAAACUCACUGCAUUGGUUCUGUAUUAGAAACAGAAGUUUAUUUUAAAUAUUUGAGAAAUUUUCUCUCGUUGAUGGCGAAUAAACCUGUUUUUACAUUUACAUUUAUGGCCAGAUUGACUCAUGAUAUCUUAAAAUACGCUGCUUAUGCAGACAAACCUUCUUAUGAAUUGAUAAAUGAUUUAAAGGUAUCUGGUAUGCUGAACAGAUCUUUAUUAAUAUUUUUCAGCGAUCAUGGCAUACGAUUUGGAGACAUUCGACAAACUUAUAUCGGUAAAAUUGAAGAGAGAAUGCCAUUUAUGUUUCUGGUAUUUCCUGAAUGGUUCUUGAAAAAGUAUCCUUCUUACGCAAAAAAUCUUGAAAUUAACCGAAAUAGAUUAACAACGCCAUAUGACAUCCAUGCGACACUUCUACAUCUCUUGGACAUUCAGCAAGAAAAUUUCUACACCCUUCAUGGUCAAAGCGUUUUAACAGAGAUAUCCCCGGAGAGGACAUGUGCAGAUGCUAACAUUGCAAAACAUUGGUGUGUGUGUCAAUCUCAUAAAGAAGUUUCGACAAAUGACACUAGAGUACGACAAGCAGCUCUAGCAAUUACACGAAAGUUAAAUAAAUUGCUUAAACCAUAUUUCAGAAUUUGCGUGCCUCUAAAACUGGGGAAAAUCUUGGAUGCGAGAAUUUCACAACCUGUAGGGGAAUUUUUGGAGAUGCCUGGAAAGGAUUACUUAAUUACUCUGCUUACUAUUCCAAGUGGUGCUAUUUUUGAAGCAACGGUUCAGGUGCGGAAUGAUCAAUUCGAAGUAUUUGAUGAAGUUAGUAGACUCAACAAAUAUGGGACACAAUCUGAUUGUGUCCACGAUGCUAUAGUAAGAAAAUAUUGCUUCUGCAAUAAUUAUUUACCAAAAAGGUGAUUGUGGUGUUCAUUUGUAAGAUUUGGGAACUCGUGUAAAUGCAUUUUUUUACGAAACUAUUUUUAUAAAUUGAAUAUAAAAUAGCAAAAGAUAUUUUUUUUAAUGAUUUCAUUUGUAUUUGAUUAACAUUUUUCUUUUAAUAUUAUGUGUUCAGUGCUAUUUAAACUAAA
This is a messenger RNA of Uloborus diversus, 1985 nucleotides long. RefSeq lists its product as uncharacterized. The coding region runs from base 1 to 1815 and encodes 604 amino acids. The record is from RefSeq and is a predicted model, not a curated record. Lineage: Eukaryota; Metazoa; Arthropoda; Arachnida; Araneae; Uloboridae. The transcript is spliced from 2 exons.